AUGACCUCGCACAUCGAGGAAGGGAUUUCCUCCAGGUUACCUUCCGAACCGCCUCCUCUGCCAUACUCGCUCCGCACUCGCAAAAAGGCGAUUGUCAUCUUCUGGACAAUCUUCAUCAUCGACACCCUGGGCCAACCGCUGAUUCUAUAUUGGACAUUAUGGUAUCUCACCAACCUUUCACAUAAUCUGGUGUUCUCUGUGGUCACGGCAGCAAUAGGCGGUGUUUCGGUCUUCGAAUACUUCUACCGAUUGUACAACCUCCUUCGCAAAGGGUCGAGAGCGCGGCCACUGAAUGCUCGGUCGUCAUGGCUCGACUUCUUCCACAUCAAUUUCACACUUGUCUGGCUCAUUCUUGCUGUUGAACUCAUUGUUGGGAGCGUACCGCAUGAACCUUAUGUGCGCCUCAUUGCCAUGGUCCUGCCGACCGUCAUGUUUUACUUUGGCAUUGUUCACCUGACACUCGAUGUCCUCCGCAUGAUGGGUUUCAAGGCCCCGUUCCGAAUCUCGUCAACCCCCAAAGGAGCCCCGAUGCCGACUGCACUGUAUGCAUUGAUUGAGGACGUGGUUGCCGUUGAUGGAGGCGGAGGCCAGAUCUAUCGGUAUGCCUUGCGCACUCGAUACCUGUCGAGCCCAUACUUCCGCCGGAUGCUGUUCGAGAUGAACUGCUUUUGGAGUGGUGGCUCAAUCAUCUUUGCGGCGGUCAUUACGGCUCUCGUCUUUACCCUUCCCGAGCCGGUCGCUUUUACACUCGGCUGGUCAUUGCCAUUUGCAUGGGCGGGUAUCUGGACGCUCAUCACCAUCCCCUGGGUGCAAAGUGACCUGCGCCGCGAAAAAGAAGCCUGGGCGCAAAAUGUUGGACAAGGGGGCGAGCCUUGCGUGGACCAGGUGCGGGCGCCUGCUGCCCGUACUCGUUUCGCCUCUGUUCAGGAAGCGAUACCGAGCAUCUUGCCCUGGUCUCGUAACAAAGAGAUUCCGCCAUCCGUACCGCCAGCGGCCCCCUGUGAUAUUGAGCGACUUCCCCCCAAACCUGCCAGUCUGCCGGACAGCACCCCGGCCGCUACUCUCGAGAAUCAACCCUUGGGUCCCGAAAGCCCUUCUCAGAUCGAAGGAGAUGAAUCCACCCAACAUCCCAUGACGUCAGCAGAUGAGCGCGGGACGGCUGUCGGCCAUCCGACCUUGUCGAGUGAGAAGAACUAA
Penicillium diatomitis is the source of this 1197-nucleotide messenger RNA. RefSeq lists its product as uncharacterized. The record is from RefSeq and is a predicted model, not a curated record. NCBI's taxonomy places the organism in Eukaryota, Fungi, Ascomycota, Eurotiomycetes, Eurotiales, Aspergillaceae. The transcript is spliced from 6 exons. The coding region runs from base 1 to 1197 and encodes 398 amino acids.